This is a messenger RNA of Gossypium raimondii (Peruvian cotton), 3421 nucleotides long. RefSeq names its product probable UDP-N-acetylglucosamine--peptide N-acetylglucosaminyltransferase SEC. Bases 201 to 3173 code for a protein of 990 amino acids. The record is from RefSeq and is a predicted model, not a curated record. Gene Ontology annotation, molecular function: protein N-acetylglucosaminyltransferase activity; protein binding. The transcript has 27 exons. Lineage: Eukaryota; Viridiplantae; Streptophyta; Magnoliopsida; Malvales; Malvaceae. Gene Ontology annotation, biological process: protein O-linked glycosylation.
GAAAAUAGCGGAAAUUGGCUGAGAAAAAAAAAAAAAGGAGACAGAGAAAAGAAGAAGAAAGCUCGAUUACUGAACGGUGGCGUUUGAUCGAGUGCACUUCUUCUCCGUCGCGUUUCAUUUCUAGGCCUUUGAUCUGAUAGAUUUCAAAACUUUUUCCCCCCAUCUUUUUGAUGAUUCUUCUUUAUUGAGGGAGAUCGAAAAUGUUGUCGUUGCAAAACGGAGUUGGGAUCUCUAGGGCCGCUCCGUACGGCGUUGGAGUUUUCGAUCGAGCUGAUGAAACCUCCGAUGCUGAGGCGGUAGCUGCUGGAAAAUCCGCCGUUUAUGCGCUGAAGCAGGAGCCGGCUUCUUCGUUCAGUAUUGUGCCUCAUAAUGGACAUGAUUCACAUGAAGUUGAUGAAGAUAUGCACUUGGCUCUAGCUCAUCAGAUGUACAAAUCUGGAAACUACAAACAAGCAUUGGAUCAUAGCAGUGCUGUUUACAAUCAAAACCCACUUCGCACUGAUAAUCUGCUUCUUUUGGGUGCUAUUUAUUAUCAGUUACAUAAUUAUGAUAUGUGCAUCGCCAAAAAUGAAGAAGCCCUUCGAAUCGAACCUCGUUUUGCAGAGUGCUAUGGAAACAUGGCAAAUGCUUGGAAGGAAAAAGGCGAUAUUGAUGUUGCCAUCCGGUACUAUAUGAUUGCAAUUGAGCUUCGACCUAACUUUGCUGAUGCAUGGUCGAAUCUAGCAAGUGCUUACAUGCGAAAAGGAAGAUUUAAUGAGGCUGCACAAUGUUGCCGUCAAGCACUGCAACUAAAUCCUCUUCUGGUUGAUGCUCAUAGUAAUCUUGGAAAUCUAAUGAAGGCACAGGGGCUGGUGCAAGAAGCAUACAGUUGCUAUCUUGAGGCUCUACGCAUACAGCCAACUUUUGCUAUUGCAUGGUCAAAUCUUGCGGGUCUUUUCAUGGAUUCGGGUGACUUAAAUCGAGCCCUUCAGUAUUACAAGGAAGCAGUUAAACUCAAACCCACAUUCCCUGAUGCCUAUUUAAAUCUUGGGAAUAUUUAUAAGGCUUUGGGAAUGCCUCAGGAAGCUAUUGUCUGUUAUCAGCGUGCUGUUCAGACUCGGCCGAACAAUGCAAUAGCUUUGGGGAACCUGGCUAGUACAUACUAUGAGCGAGGUCAACUGGAUCUGGCAAUCCUCCAUUAUAAGCAAGCCAUUGCUUGUGAUCAAAGAUUUUUGGAGGCUUACAAUAAUUUGGGAAAUGCUUUGAAAGAUGUUGGUCGUGUUGAUGAGGCAAUACAAUGUUAUAAUCAAUGUCUCACUUUGCAACCUAAUCAUCCGCAAGCACUUACCAACCUCGGGAACAUAUAUAUGGAAUGGAACAUGGUUGCUGCUGCUGCUUCUUAUUAUAAGGCUACGUUGUCUGUUACAACUGGCUUGUCUGCUCCAUUCAACAACCUUGCCGUAAUCUAUAAGCAACAGGGAAAUUACGUGGAAGCUAUAUCAUGUUACAAUGAGGUAUUGCGGAUUGAUCCCUUGGCAGCUGAUGGGCUCGUAAAUAGGGGUAACACUUACAAGGAGAUUGGUAGAGUGACUGAAGCAAUUCAAGAUUAUAUUCGUGCUAUUAAUAUCCGCCCAAAUAUGGCUGAAGCUCAUGCAAAUCUGGCUUCUGCUUAUAAGGAUAGUGGACAUGUCGAGGCUGCUAUCAAAAGCUAUAAGCAGGCAUUGCAUCUUCGACCAGAUUUUCCUGAAGCUACUUGUAAUCUCCUACAUACGUUACAGUGUGUGUGCAGCUGGGAGGAUCGUGAUCAAAUGUUUACCGAAGUUGAAGGCAUUAUCCGAAGGCAGAUUAAUAUGUCAGUUCUUCCUAGUGUGCAACCUUUCCAUGCUAUAGCAUAUCCUAUUGAUCCCAUGCUUGCCCUAGAUAUAAGUCGUAAAUAUGCUGCUCAUUGCUCCAUGGUUGCAUCUCGUUUUGCUCUUCCUCCAUUCAAUCAUCCUGCACCGAAUCGAAUCAAGGGUAAUGGCGGAAAUGAGAGACUAAAGGUUGGUUAUGUCAGCAGUGACUUUGGCAAUCACCCCUUGUCACACCUCAUGGGAUCAGUAUUUGGAAUGCACAACAGAGAGAACGUUGAGGUAUUUUGCUAUGCCUUGAGCCAAAAUGAUGGCACUGAAUGGAGACAGCGUAUCCAGUCUGAAGCCGAGCAUUUUAUCGAUGUCUCUGCCAUGUCAUCAGAUGUGAUUGCCAAAAUGAUUAAUGAGGAUGGAAUACAAAUACUUAUCAACCUCAAUGGUUAUACCAAGGGUGCAAGGAAUGAAAUUUUUGCCAUGCAGCCUGCACCUAUACAGGUUUCAUAUAUGGGAUUUCCUGGGACUACUGGGGCAGAUUAUAUUGAUUACUUGGUCACUGAUGAGUUUGUUUCCCCUUUGUGCUAUUCACAUAUUUAUUCAGAGAAGCUUGUCCAUCUCCCACAUUGCUACUUUGUGAAUGAUUAUAAGCAGAAAAAUCGUGAUGUGUUGGAUCCAACAUGUCAGCACAAGCGAUCUGAUUAUGGUCUUCCAGAAGAUAAAUUUAUUUUUGCAUGCUUCAACCAAUUGUAUAAAAUGGAUCCUGAAAUCUUUAACACUUGGUGUAAUAUUCUUAAGCGUGUACCUAAUAGUGCACUUUGGCUCCUCAAAUUUCCAGCUGCUGGAGAAAUGAGGCUGAGAGCAUAUGCUGCCGCACAAGGGGUACAGCCAGAGCAAAUUAUUUUCACAGAUGUGGCCAUGAAACAUGAGCACAUCAGACGCAGUGCUUUAGCUGAUCUCUGUCUUGACACGCCUUUAUGCAAUGCACAUACUACUGGCACGGAUGUGUUAUGGGCUGGUUUACCAAUGGUAACUCUACCCCUUGAGAAAAUGGCAACAAGGGUUGCUGGAUCACUUUGUUUAGCCACUGGAUUGGGGGAGGAUAUGAUUGUAAACAGUAUGAAGGAAUAUGAAGAACAGGCGGUCACAUUGGCAUUAAACAGACCAAAACUCCAGGCUCUGACCAAAAAACUCAAGGAAGCUCGUUUAACUUGCCCGCUUUUUGACACAGCACGCUGGGUACGAAAUCUGGAGAGAGCAUAUCUGAAAAUGUGGAAUCUGUAUUGCUCAGGGCAGCAGCCACAGCACUUCAAAGUCACUGAAAAUGACUUUGAUUUCCCUUAUGAUAGAUAGAUAGGAAGCAAGAGGGAUUGUAGAUAAGAAUCAAGAGAAUAUAGAAGAAAAGAUAUUCCGACCUUAGUGAGGAAGGAAUCGUUUUAGAGUCCUACUAUUAUUCGUUGAGAUAUAUAUUCCCGAUAUUUUUAUGCUCAGAUGCAACAAAAUCUUUGCAGUGCCUUAAAAAUAUGUUUAAAACAAGUGGCUAAGACUAGAGUUUGGGUUAAGAUGAAAUGAAGUUUCCUGCUUUUAUUUGCCUGGUUGAA